This is a messenger RNA of Trichomonas vaginalis G3, 971 nucleotides long. RefSeq names its product keratin-associated protein family. The record is from RefSeq and is a predicted model, not a curated record. NCBI's taxonomy places the organism in Eukaryota, Parabasalia, Trichomonadida, Trichomonadidae. The transcript has a single exon. The annotation marks the transcript as partial.
AUGGGUGAGCUUGUAAAUGCUGCAAGAACAUUAGGUGAAACAGGAAAUUUUGUAGAUGGUUUUAAAAGACUUGUUUCAAAUGUUUUAACAAACACAAAGAAAUUAUUUAGAUAUACCGUACAUAACGGACGGAUUUUCGAACAGAUAGCAACAAACCCUCCGGUUAUGGCUGCGUUGAUGAUGGUUAGAGAUAUAAAACCACGUAACGACGGGAACGAAGAACAUGAACAACAGGAUACUGGUCGGGUUAUUCGAGACAUUAAAAACGUGUAUCCUGAAGUUAUUGAUUUAUUUAGAGGAGUUAAUGAUUCAAUUUCAAAACAUUCUAUAACCCUCGAUGAAGAGAAUAAAUUAACAGAUUAUAUAUUCGUCAUUAUUGCAGAACUAAUGAAGAGAAUAAAUGAAAAAGGAAUUGGUGAUAUCAUUAAUGUCAGCGAUGUAAUGAUGAAAAGAAAUUUUGACUCAUUAUUUACAAAACCGAAAACAGAAUAUAGUCUUUAUGACGUAAUUACCGAAUUAAUGAAAAAGAUUAAUGAUAAUAAGAGUUCUGGCGGAAGAGUUGAAUUAGAAGUGAAUGAUGUUAAUGAGAAAUUAGCCGAAAAAGCAGACAAAAAUGAGCUUUUAGCUCUGAGUGAUAAAGUCAAGAACCACGUUCAUUAUAUAACUUCAGACGAACAGAUUAUAACGGACUACCAUGGAUAUUUAACACGAAGUGAUGAAGCGAAGACAAAAAAUGUUAAUGAAAGAAGAUAUAAAUACAUUCGUGCUAAAGGUUAUGACAUAAGCUGUACUGUACAGUAUGAUGUAGCUAAAGCACCAGAAGCAUUUGGUUAUACCGGUGAAAUUUAUGCCUCUACUUUCAAUGUUAACGGUGUAUUAGUUGAACCAAGAUUUACAUUGAGAGUUAAGGCAAAAAUAACGUUUGAAGAUGCUAUUAAAAGUAAAGCUGACAAAGUUGAACUCGAAGCAAU